Planococcus citri (citrus mealybug) is the source of this 2974-nucleotide messenger RNA. RefSeq lists its product as uncharacterized. NCBI's taxonomy places the organism in Eukaryota, Metazoa, Arthropoda, Insecta, Hemiptera, Pseudococcidae. The record is from RefSeq and is a predicted model, not a curated record. Gene Ontology annotation, molecular function: RNA-DNA hybrid ribonuclease activity; nucleic acid binding. Bases 1 to 1362 code for a protein of 453 amino acids. Gene Ontology annotation, biological process: DNA replication, removal of RNA primer. The transcript has a single exon.
AUGAAUCUGCUCAAGAAACUUUCACACACUUCUUAUGGUUCUGAUCGUCAUACCUUACUCAAACUAUUCCGCACACUCAUCAGACCAAUUUUAGAUUAUGGAUGUUCUGUCUAUACUUAUGCCCCUGAUAGUCGCCUACGCAGGCUAAACACUAUUCAAAAUACAGCUGUCCGAAUUUCCACUGGAGCCUUUAGAACUACCCCCACUGUAAGCCUUCUUAAUGAUGCUUCUGAAUGCCCACUUGACAUACGUAGACAAUAUAUUUCCACAUCAACAUACUUGGGCAUAAAAUCAAACCCUGACUUCAACUUAAAGUUGGAAUAUAUAAUUCCUAUACAUUCACUAUCUGUAAAAUUCCAAUCUUUUCUCCAACAAAUUGAAGAAAAUAUCAUUAAAAUACACCACUUGUUAGUAAACCCUAUCCCACCUUGGCAAUCUUUUAACCCUAUUAUUGACCUAUCCUUGACAGAAUUUAACAAAAAUCACACCAACUCCAUCAUACUUAAAAGACAUUUUCUUCUCCUUCUUGACAAGUACGAAGAAUUCAGUCAUAUAUAUACUGAUGGUUCAAAAACUCAACAAUUCACUGGAUGUGCAAUCAUUCAUGGCGAUGUAUCUAUCCCCAUUGCUCUCCCCUCCCUUUGCACUAUCCUUACUGCUGAACUAUAUGCAAUUAAAUCUGCAAUUUCAUAUUCCCUUGAUUUUUCUUUAAAUAAUGUCAUAAUUUUUACUGACUCUUUAUCUGCUCUUUUAUCAAUAAAAAACUAUAGGUCAAAAUAUUCACACCCUAUAUCACUUGAGAUCAUUGAACUCCUUCAACUCUUCCAAAAUAACACACCCAUACUAUGUUGGAUACCUUCACACUCCCAGAUUCAAGGAAAUGAGCUAGCAGACAAAACAGCCAAACAGGCACACCUCCACCUCCCCCUUGCCAACAUACCAAUCCCUCUAUCUGAUUUGAAACUCCAUUCCAAAAGACUAAUGCACGAAGUAUUUCAAUCUUCAUGGUCUCAAGUCCCAAGUUCAAAUAAACUCAAAAGCAUUAAAAACACCACAUCUUUAUGGAAAACUUCUGAGCAACAUCAACGUAAAUCUGAGGUUCUUCUCACGCGACUCAGGACUGGCCACUCCCUUCUCACUCACCAAUUCAUAUUCCUGAAACAGCCUCCUCCGUUAUGCCCAGAAUGCAACAACAUCCCCCUAAACAUUGCUCAUUUACUAAUAGACUGCCCUUCCUACCAGAAUGAACGCUCCAGACACCUAAGUUCUAACCAACUACAGGUCCUCCUCUCUGACAACCCUUCUCGCACAGACGAAGUAAUUAAAUUUCUAAUCUCAACAAAAUUAGAUAAAAAAAUUUAAAAUUGUAUGUACAUACUUAUCUUUAUUUCCUGUAUAACCUAAUUUUAAGCUUUUCACUCGUAAAUACGAGCCUCUAGCCGAUAAGUUGCUGUAUAUGGCUCAUUAAAUGAAAUAAAAAAUAAAAAAAAAAGCAUAAAAAGCAAUAAAAAUCCACUUUAAACUGGCGAAAUUACAGCAAAAACUCGAUUAAACUUUAUAAAAAUUGCUUUAAACAGCAUUGAAAAUAAUUAUGAUGAAAUUGCUCAAACAGGGUGUAGGUCACGAAAGUCGGAAAAAAGUCGCGAAUUUUGAAAAGAAAAGGUCGCGAAAAAUCACCAAAAUGUCGCUCAAAAUCGGACGACUUUGAAUUUUAAAAACGUCUCUUAUUAUCAUUCAAUAAAUUUUAAAUGAUUAUUUUACACUAAUUUUUAAAUUAAAAUCAUAUUCAAUAUUUGUGACACUGUAUUUUGUUCAGUUGCAGUAAUAGCCAGUAAAAAAAAAAGUCGCGAAGAAAGAUCGCGAAAAAUCGCGAUUUUUGAACAUCAAAUUUUGGUAUAAGUAGAAACCUUGUUAAAAACCUGAAAAUUAUGUAAAAAUCACUGAAAAAUUGAUUUAAAAAAUCUCGAAUAAAAUAUUUUUACAAUUUCUUAAAAACGUGAAAACAAAAAAAAUAAUGAAUUAAAAUCAUCAAAAUCUGUUGCAAUUUGAGCAUAAUUUAACAGAAGUUGUAAAAAAAUGUUAAACUGUGUUGAAAUUACUUCAAAACGUGGUUAAAUUGAUUGAAAGUUACCAAAAACUGAUCAGUAGUUCGAGUAAAGCUCAGCAUAAAACUACAUUAAAGUAUCUCCUUUUGUAUAUGGAAAAUGUUGUUGUUGUUUUCAAAAACCGGACAGUUGAAUAAUUUAAACUAGGUACCAAAAGUACGUAUGUAUUUUCAUUGUAAUGUAGCAUGAAAAAGUCCAUAAAAAAAUGUAGUGUAUUUUUUAUCCAUCUGGCAUUGAAAAUUUUUUACGAUGAUAACGCUGUGUGUGGUCCAUGGUUCAUUCAAUGUCACACGCGCACGUGAAACCUGACCCUAAGAUGGACCAAGUGCAAAGAAAGAAAACAGUUACUAAUAUCGAAUGCAUUCGUAGUAUAAGCACAUCUUACAAGACUUAAGAUUUUAUUCAUAAUCGUACUUUGCCUAUUCACCAGAUGUAAAUAUGUAUGUAUGUAGUACUUCGCUUGUACUCGUCGUACUCGAUACUUACUCGUAUGCUGUGGAAAUUCCAUCGAGCUGUGCACUGUGAGACGAAGAGAGGAACAGAAAGGUCGCAAAAUACACGACGCUUCUGAGUUCGGCGGCGAGGCUUUGUUGGAAUGCGCGAAUAGUAAUAGGAACGGAAACAACGAAAUAUGUACGACUUUCACUAGAAAUCUAUGUGUGAAGAGAUGUGUUGUGGAUACGAUGAGAAUAUAUGGUAGACGAGACUAGACGCGGCUAGUCUACGUGUCUUUCGCCUUUUUGUAGAAAUUUGAACCUGCUAACGUGUAUACUGUAUGUACAUUUUAUAAUGCGUAGAUAAAAUAAUCAUUAAUUGAUGGAUAAAGCGAAAACAACGUCGUCGUCAUGUGGGAAUUUUUUUCAUUUCGU